AAUCUCAACAACUCGACUAAAAUAAUCUCAUAUCUUGAUUUACAAAAGCCCAUCUUCAAGAUCCAAUUUUUAUCCCAUAUUCCCCCCAAAAAAGAUGUUUUCCCAUUUUUUAGAAACCCUAAAACUCCAACCUUUAUGGUUAAAUUUAAUCUUUUUGUUAGGAUUUGUAUCAUUUUUCAAGACUUCAACAUCAAUCUUGAAGUGGGUCUAUGUUAAUUUUUUCAGACCUGCAAAGAAUUUGAAAAAGUAUGGAUCUUGGGCCCUUGUGACUGGGUCAACUGAUGGCAUUGGUAAAGCAUUUGCUUUUGAGUUAGCCAAAAAAGACCUAAACUUGAUCCUAGUAGGAAGAAACCCAAGUAAAUUAGAUGAUGUUUCAAAUGAGAUUUCAUCAAAAUUCCCAAAAAUCCAAGUCAAGAAAGUGGUUUUUGAUCUUUCUAGUGAUGACAUGUCACAAGGAAUCAAGAAAAUUAGUGAAGAAAUUGAAGGUUUAGAUGUUGGGAUAUUGAUAAAUAAUGCAGGGGUUUCAUAUCCAUAUGCAAGGUUUUUUCAUGAAGUUGAUGAUGAAUUGUUGAAUAAUUUAAUUAAAGUUAAUAUUGAAGGGACUACUAAAAUUACACAAACUGUGUUACCUGGUAUGCUUAAAAGAAAAAAAGGUGCAAUUGUUAAUAUUGGUUCUGGUGCUGCUAUUAUUAUCCCAGCUGAUCCCCUAUAUGCUGUUUAUGCUGCUUCUAAAGCGUAUAUUGAUCAGUUUUCAAAGUGUCUGUAUGUUGAGUACAAGAACAGCGGCAUUGAUGUGCAGUGUCAGGUCCCAUUAUACGUAGCAACAAAGAUGGCAUCAAUCAGGAGGUCAUCCUUUUUUGUACCAUCGGCAACCGGAUAUGCAAAAGCAGGGUUAAGGUGGUUAGGGCACGAGCCUCGUUGCACGCCUUACUGGCCCCACUCCCUCAUCUGGGCUUUGCUUUACUCGUUGCCAGAGGCUGCAGUUGAUGCUUGGCGUUACAACUUCUGCCUCAAAAUCCGAAAGAGGGGGCAGCUUAAGGAUUCUAGGAAGAAAGAGUGAUCUCAUUUGCUCUGUUUUUCUUUACUGAAAUGUUAGCAGUGAAUUCUGUUUGAUUUGUUGUGCUAUUAUAGCAUGUAGAAUGGAGAUGAAUCUGUGGUUCAAGUUUCAGAUGUUUUAUAUAAUCAGGUUACAUACUUUUAUUUUUUCA
Messenger RNA from Erigeron canadensis, 1208 nucleotides. Its product is annotated as very-long-chain 3-oxoacyl-CoA reductase 1-like. Bases 95 to 1060 code for a protein of 321 amino acids. The record is from RefSeq and is a predicted model, not a curated record. The transcript has 3 exons. Lineage: Eukaryota; Viridiplantae; Streptophyta; Magnoliopsida; Asterales; Asteraceae. Gene Ontology annotation, molecular function: ketoreductase activity. Gene Ontology annotation, cellular component: endoplasmic reticulum.